Messenger RNA from Trichophyton benhamiae CBS 112371, 696 nucleotides. RefSeq lists its product as uncharacterized. Gene Ontology annotation, biological process: ceramide biosynthetic process; ceramide catabolic process. Gene Ontology annotation, cellular component: endoplasmic reticulum membrane. The record is from RefSeq and is a predicted model, not a curated record. The annotation marks the transcript as partial. Lineage: Eukaryota; Fungi; Ascomycota; Eurotiomycetes; Onygenales; Arthrodermataceae. The transcript is spliced from 2 exons.
GACUACUAUGCUACUCCGUACGCCGCCGAAAUUGUGAAUGCAUUCACCAAUAUCCUAUUUCUAUAUCUUGGAGUCAAGGGUAUCCGGAGCUGCCGGAAGAACGGCCACGAUGCCAUCUUUCAAGUAGCGUUCCUUGGAUACCUCCUGGUUGGAUUAGGGAGCUUUCUAUUCCAUUCUACAUUGAAAUAUCCCAUGCAGCUCGUUGACGAGCUGUCGAUGAUUUACACGACAUGUCUUAUGUGCUACGCCACCUUCUCCUUUUCUCGGCCUCGAUCUCAGUGUGUUAUACUUGGAGCUGGUCUCCUGAGCUUGGCGAUCUUCAUCACUCUCUAUUAUCACUAUCUCCAGGACCCAGUCUUCCAUCAAGUGGCAUAUGGGGUCCUUACUGCAGUUGUGAUAUUCCGGAGCAUGUGGGUGAUGGAAGUUACCCUACGUCCAUCUCUACAGCGAUCGCGCAGCCAUGCCAAGUCAGGCGCCUCGGGACACGCGCUGACUACUAGCGGGGAGACAGUGAACGACAGAGAUCUCAGAAUCCUCAACAGUAUGUGGGUAAUGGUAGCCUACGGCCUGUCGACUUUCCUUGGGGGAUUCUUCAUCUGGAAUUUGGACAAUAAAUAUUGCUCAACAUUGCGUAUCUGGCGUCGUGAGAUUGGACUUCCAUGGGGAAUCUUGCUUGAGGGACAUGGUUGGUGGUGA